GUUUUCCAGGAUAUGCAUGUACAAUUUUGUUUAUCUCCAGUGCGUAUUUCCAGGCGUGUGAAGCAGUCAUCCUGUCCUGCGUGAGGGAUGGAUGCUACUCAGUUAAUCAGUGACUCAAUCUUGGAGACAGAUGAAGAAAAUGAAGAGGAGGAGGAAAAUAAGAGGGAGCGACCAUUAGCUAAACUGUGCAUCUUAAAAAAUGCACACAUCCCUGAGGCAGAUUUGCCCCUGUUUUUGGGAGCCAAUGUGCUGGGCCGUGACCCCAACACCUGCACCCUGCCCUUGUUAGCACCUUCAGUAUCCAAGCAGCAUGCCACCAUCUGCAUCUCUGUCUACCAUAGAAGAGGUUGUCACAGUGAAGUGGAUAUAGAGGCUUUGGUUUGGGACCUUGGAAGCAUGAAUGGAACCCGCAAAGGCCGCUUAAAGCUGACUCCUAACGUGCGCUACGCCCUCAGUGAUGGUGACAGUUUGGUGGUGGCGGACAUCCCAUGUCAGUAUGUCAGCUGUGCUGUAGACUCUUCGCAACUGGGCCCGAGGACUCCUGUGAGCAGAAAUUCAGGAGUAAAAUCCAGGUUGCCAGAUGCCUUGGGUGGGAAGGGAGGUGACAAAAGUACAGACAGCAGGAAAUGUGUCAACAGCGGCACAAAAGCUGGGGUGUCAUCACUGAAGACUCCUGUCAGAGCCAGUUGCCUGUCCUUUGAAAAAACUCCAACCCAGCCACAGGGCACCCUAGUCCCAGAAUCUGAUUCAGACUCAGAUGGAGAAAGAGGGGGAGGAGGAGACAGAAGGCGCAAUGCUCUAGUGUCUGAUUCUGAGUCUCAUAAAUCUAGUCCCACUUUCUCCACAUUCUUGAGUCCCACAAACAAAAUCGUCCCUGAAAGUGAGGAUGAAAGUCCCAUCACACCAUCCUCCUCCACUAAAAAUAGACCUCACAGACAUGUCAGCUUUAGCAAGGAGGAGACAGAAGUAGAUGUGGGGGGACAGCUGCUGGAAGAAAAAAAGGCACUUGCAAUUGUGCAUGACAGUGAAGAGGAGGGAGGAAGGGAGGAAGAAAGAGCAGCACCAGAAGGAAAGUCUGAGAAAAGUGGACCACACCUGCCAGUGAAACAGGAAAGCAGUGCAAGUCUCAUGGGGGAAGAUGAAUUGCCUGUGUCUACAGCAGCAGUCUCCACAGAUUCCAUCCCUGCAUUUAACAUGGACAGUGACACUGAUAUGGAGGGAGAGGAGGAAGGGGUGGCAUCUGUGGGUUCUGUAACCUUGAACACAAAUCAAGUCAAUCAGCCACCAAACACAGUCCAGUUUCACAUGGACAGUGAUACAGAUGUUGACGAGGAUGAAGAUAUCAUAGACAAAGCUCCUAAAACUGUGCCCUCCUCUGAUGACAAAACCAAACCUCCUCAUGUUAAUUCAUUUAUUCAGCCUGAGGGAGUCACUGUGGACAGUGACACUGAUGUGGAUGACGAUGCUGCUGUGUCAGAUGCUGCCACAGAAGCAAAACCCAUGUCAUUUCAGAGAGCACACACAGCUGACACUGCUUCUUUAAUGCAGCCGAAAGAUAUUAACUUAGACAGUGACACAGAUGUUGAUGAGGAAGAAGACAGGGAAAAUGGAACGAAUAAACCAACCUCUAAGAUGGAAGAAACUCCCACUAGAUUAGAUAUAAAGCCAACAGGGCCUGAAUCUUCCCCCGCUGCUCCUCAUAGCCUACAUCUAGACAGUGACACAGAUGAAGAGGCAAUCCCUGUCCUUGCCCUCAGUGAACCCGUGGUGGUGUCUGCUGCAACAGAAUCAUGCACCACUGCAGAUGGAGGCGCUGAUAUUCUGUCUGACAGUGACACAGAUGUGGAUGACAAUUCACCUCUAGUUAUACCUGUUGUAAUCACAACCUUGUCAGUCACUCCCGGGACCACAUCAGAAGCCUUUGAGUCAGAUUCUAAUGCAAACACAGAUGUGGUUGGAUCCAGCACGCCCCCUGCUGGGGAUACGGCCAAUCCACAGGACCUUAGAGUGGACAGUGAUACAGAUGUGGAGGACCAGGAGGCAGACGGGGGCCAGAUCCCCAGCCUAUGCAGAGAGAAAACACCUGGGUUGCUGGUUCCUCUUCUGCAGAAUUGCUCUACCCCUGUACGCUUAUCAGUCUGUGAUGAAACUCAGGCUUUCCUGAGUCCCUCUUCAGUUCCAUUUAGAGGUGCAGUAGCCCCUGUUGUAGGACCUGUAGGAUUGUCCUCCUGCUCGGACAGCCAGGAAGAUGAAGACUUUCUUGUGGCCGAGACGCAGUCCUUCAUUCUUCAGACCCGAGAUUGCCAGAGCAACCCUCCAGAAGACCAUACCAUGGACCCCACCCAAGCUUUUGGCCUUGAACCUUCUUAUGAAAAUGAUGAACAAUCCAGCAGAGAAGGGUCUUUUCAGCUGGGGUUGUCUGACAGCAGCCACCUGCAGUGUCAGGCCCAAGCUUUGGCCAUGGAGAGCACCCAGGCUUUUGUCUCUGUGGAUCGGAAUGUGAAUAUGGAAGACACCCAAGCAUAUGCAGCCAUCUCCACUGCAGACAGAACCUCUGCAGAGAAUGAUCUAAAUCUGGAGGCCACACAGCCCUAUGGAAAGAAUGAGGAGCCUGCCAGAUGUUCAGUAAUGUCUGACAAAGAAGGUCAGGUUGAUUUGGCUCUAGAAGCAACACAGGUAUAUACCUCAGAAUGCCACAGUGAUUCAGAGAGUGAAACAGAUGACGAUGAGAGAAAAAACAUAACUGCUACCGCUGAGACUCAGCCUUUCGGAUUUCCCACCUCCUGUACACCUCCUGUACCUCAUGAGGAGGCGGCUCAACCUCAGCAGAGACCCCGUGGUGAACUUUUAUGUACAGCAGAAACUCAGCCGAUGAGUGCAUGUGACGAUGAGGGUAGUGAUGAUGAAGACUCAAUUCAAAGUCCAGGAACAAGAACAGCAAAGCCACUGCAGCUGGAAGAGCAGACACAGCCCCUCAUUAGUUCUGAUUUAUCAAUUGUUGAAACCCAGCCCAUGCACAUUGGUUUUGCUGAAACUCAGCCCAUGGCUACAAGUGAAAAUGAGGACACUGAUGAUGGGGACUCAAUUCCAAUUUUUCGAGGAAGAAGAGCAAAGCCACUGCAGCUUGAAGAGGAGGCACAGCCCCUCUCUAGUUCUGAAGUCUCUGUUACCGAAACCCAGCCCAUGCACAUUGGUGUUGCUGAGACUCAGCCCAUGGGUGCAUGUGAAGGUGAGCAAAGUGACGAAGAGGACUCAAUUCUAGUGCCACGAAAAAGAAAAGCAAAGGCGCUGCAACUUGAAGAAGAGCAGACACAACCGCUCACAAUUUCUGAGGUCUCUACUGUUGAAACCCAGCCCUUGGAAACACAAACUAGUGUACAACCUGAGAGACGAAGGGGGAGACAAUCUGAAGUUGGAACCAGUGGAGUCAAUGUUAGAAAUAAAAGGGGGACAAUGGCAGGAUUAAGAGAGGAGGAGGAGCAGGCAGUGUGUUCUGAACCUCCAAAGAGACGGACAAGAGGGAAGAAUAAAGCUUUGACAACUACUAGAGGAAGGAGAGGAAAAUCCAACCCUGAUGAGGACGAGAGUGAGGAAGAGGAGGAGGGAGAGCAGGCUAGGAGGGCUCGAGGGAAAAAAUCCAUGAGGCAGCAGAAACAUUAUGAGGAAGAGGGAGAACAGUGUGAAACGGAAGGAAGUGAACGUGCUAAAAAUAGCAGCCCAAUAAAGGAGAAACAAGAAGAGGGAUCGGGAGAAGAGGGAGAUGUUGCAAACCUCACACAUCACAAGAGUGAAAAAAUGGAAAGAAAGGAAAAGGAAGAACAAGAUAGAUUGCUGGCUGAAAAUACAGCAAGGAUAAGACUUGAACAGGAGAGAGCAGAGAAAGAGAGAAAGGAACAAGAAGAAAAGGAAAGCUAUGAUCGGUUACAGAAAGAAAAAGACAAAAAACUGGAGAAGGAAAGAAAGGAGCGUGAAGAAAUGGAGAGAUUGGAACAUGAAAAGGCAGAAAGAGAAGAGAAGGAGAAAUUGGACAGAGAGGAGAAAGAGAGAAUAGAAAAGGAAAGAAAGGAACAGGAAGAAAAGGAAAGACUGGAGAAAGUAAAGAAGGAACUAGAAGAGAGACUUGAGAGGGAGAGGAAGGAACAAGAACGCCAAGCAACACUGGAGAGGGAAGCAAAAGAAAAGGAAGAAAGAGAGAGACUGGAGAGGGAAGCAAAAGAAAGGAAAGAAAGAGAAAGGCUAGAGAAAGUAAAGAAGGAACUAGAAGAGAGACUUGAGAGGGAGAGGAAGGAACAAGAACACCAAGCAAGACUGGAGAGGGAAGCAAAAGAAAAGGAAGAAAGAGAAAGAAUGGAGAGGGAAGCAAAAGAAAAGGAAGAAAGAGAAAGAAUGGAGAGGGAAGCAAAAGAAAAGGAAGAAAGAGAAAGGCUGGAGAAAGAAAAAGAGACUAAAGAAAAACAAUUAAAAGAGCAACAAGGAAACAUGGACGAAGUAAACAGGAGAGUGCCCACAAGAGGCCGGAGAGCAGCUACAAGAACAAUGGCUGCCCCUACAACAGAGCCAGAACAAGACUCAACCAUAUUAACCAAUGAUGAUGUCCCAGCAAGGAGAACCAGAUCUCGCUCCAACUCUUCCAACUCGGUCAGCUCCGAGAGAUCUGCUGCGAGUGUAAACACCCAGGAGGGCAGGGGGAGAGGUCGAGGCAGAGGGAAAAAAAGGACCAGUGAACCACCCCAGGUAACCAUCGCCAGAGGUAGCAGUAGGAGGAGGACAGUGGCUGCAGGGACAACAGAGCAGGGCAAUAAUGAUGCUUUUCCUCAGGGAGUCCUUUCAAGGUCUAACUCCACCAAUUCUCUCAACUCUGAUAUUUCUAGCUACUGUGUGACCUCUCAAAACAGAGGGAGAGGAAGCAGGCAGCGAGAAAGACAGAGGAAAACAGAGCCUGAGCCCGAGCCCGACUCCAUCCCUCCUGUCAAUAGUCAGAGUGAUCAGAAUUCAGCUCCCAAACCUGCAGCCAGAGGCAGGAAGAGCAGGAAAACUGAGGGAUCCUCUAAUGUGGCUCCUCAGGAAGAUGAUCAAGAGAAGGCAGACUCUCAGCAGGCCAGUACCACAAGGGGGCAGCGCCGAGCCAAUGCAAAUGUCUCUGAUUCCACUGCUGCAGAUGAGGAAGAUCAGCCAAAUCAGAGGGAAGGUGUUGGCAGUGAGGAAUCACCUCUGCCUAAAAGGAAUGCCAGGGGCAGAGGCCAAAAAGCAGUAAAGAGUGAAACUGCAGAGGCACCAGUUGCUCCUGCAGUCAGUAAUGUGGGAGAGACUAAAGACAAAAGAAAAGGAAGGAAAAGAGAGUUGCAGGAAAAUACAGAGGGGGAUUCUGGCAGUAGCUCCAAAAUCUCAAAAGGGAAGGAGAAAUACCAGACAACAGAGGCAACAGAAGAAGAAGGGAAAGAUGAAUCAAAAGAAGAAAACCCUGUCCAAGCCAAGAGGAGAGGAAGAGCAUCCACUGCUCAAGCCAAGAAGAAUGCAAAAGAAUCUCCUCUUGGAGUGGAGGUGAAAGAAGAGAGUGAGGAAAUGGAGAAGGAUAUUGUUGAGAAGAGAGGCAGAGGUCGACCAUCUGCAGCCCAGAAAAAAAAGAAAGAGGAGCAUGAAGAAAGUGGAACAUCUGUCAGUUCCAUGACACGGGAUGCAAAAGUGGAGGCGCCAGAGCCCCAGACUCCAACCACCAGUGCAUCCCGGAAGCGACAGGCUCCUGCGAACUCCUCUCCUGUGGCAAAGACUCCUCGCUCCUCCACUGCUUCCCCUGCAGCUAGUGGUCGACAGCAAGCUGCGAGCCAGGCCUACAAGGUGCUGUUCACAGGCGUGGUGGAUGAAACCGGGGAGAGAGUGCUUGCUCGUUUACGAGGCAGCAUUGCUAAAGGUGUAGCAGACAUGAACUGCCUGGUGACUGAUAAAGUGCGCAGGACUGUCAAGUUCCUGUGUGCGGUGGCCAAAGGAAUCCCCAUUGUCACCACACACUGGCUGGAAAAGAGUGGCAAAGCUGGGAGCUUCCUGUCUCCUAAUGCUUAUGUUGUGAAGGAUCCAGAGCAAGAGAAGAAGUUCGGUUUCCGCCUGCAGGAGUCUCUUAGGAUUGCCAGCAGUCAGCCUCUCUUGCAGGGAUAUGAGAUCCAUGUUACGAAGUCAGUGAAACCAGAGCCAGUUCAAAUGAAAGACAUAAUCUCCUGCAGUGGAGCUACCUUUCUACCUAAGAUGCCCUCUUCUCCCAAGCCUCAGACUGUAGUGAUUUCCUGCGAGGAGGACUGGUCGCUGUGUGGCCCCGCUGUCGCUGCAUCUCUCCCAGUCGUCACUGCUGAGUUCAUUCUCACAGGAAUCCUUCAGCAGAAAGUUGACUUUCAAAGCCACACUCUCCCUGCCCCUGUAACUAAUCUACAGCUCACAGGAGGCAAAGGGAGGGGCAGGAAGAGGACAUAGCAUCAACAGGGUAUACUUUAAAUAUACACGCAGUGAUGAAGUUACAGGAAAUAUGCACUAGUGUGUACACAUUUAUAAUUUGUAGGAUCAAAUCAGAGACUGAUAGACUUACUAGUGAGUCAGCUGUUUGUUUGUAUAAAAGACUUGAAGAAUGUAUUUGCCAAAUGCAGCAAAAGUUGCAUAUUCAAUUAAAUGUAGAGACAUUUUGUACAUGUAUUGUCAGCAUUGAAGCAUGCGUUAGCGUCAAAUGUUCAAAGAAACUUAUUUUGUACGUACAACUUCCUGAUUUGCAAGAGACUAAUGUAAGAAACAAAAUUUAGGAAGCUUACCAAAGGGAGACAUGUCUCUAAUUUUUAUGUUUCAAAAAUCGACUCUUUUCUUACAGUCUUACCUUUUGCCUUGUACAUGUGGGAAAGAUGUAGUUUUUAGAAUUACGAAAGCUAAAGACGAUGUGGCUGCUACGCAGGGUGUUUAAAUAAUUACCCAUUAACUGUCCUUGUCACUCUCCCCUCUCCUCCUCCUGUGUGCUCCACCCCUCCCUUUACACAACAACAACCAGAGAAGGAAUUAACACUGCUAAACUGCUGCCUCUCUGUUUGUUAAGUGCUUAAACUCAAUCAGCCUUUUUGGCAGCUAACCAACCAUGAAGAGGGAGUUUUGUAAAUCAUGUUUGGUCGGUGGAACCUUGGAACCCACAGGGUCUGUUUAGAAAUCCAUCAUGUACGCUGGCCAGUAGAUGGAGAAAAAAGCUUGUUUCCUUUCCUGAUAAGAAGUGCUUAGUGCCUUUUUAUACCACGGUAAUCAUGAACCUACCAGUGUAUCUGUUGUUUCUCUGUCUCCAUUAACCACCACCACCUACUCCAUUAAGGCUUCAUCCAAUCCUAUUACGUUCAGGGAUGAGACACAAUACAGGCACCUGAAUGCUGAUGCUGCUACUACAUCAAUAUCUUAUGAUGUUUCUCCUUGCCUCCUUCUUAGCAUACAGCCUUGAAGGUAUGUUGUUAUUGUAUGGUUUAAAAAAAAAAAAAAAAAAAACAAGAUACAGAACUGACAUUUGAGUUUUCUUCAUGCUGCAUCAGUGGUGUUUUAAAGACAGACUCAUUAGCUUGUAAUUUGUAGAACUGUUAACUAGUUAAUAUCUUAACAUCAAGUUUGUAUUUGCACCAAAUCAUGAAAUCUGUCAAUGUCUGUCAAUGAAAACAUUAAAUAUUUUCUAUUACCUUUAA
Messenger RNA from Seriola aureovittata, 7685 nucleotides. It is a transcript of the gene mdc1, whose product is annotated as mediator of DNA damage checkpoint 1. Gene Ontology annotation, molecular function: protein binding. Gene Ontology annotation, biological process: positive regulation of transcription initiation by RNA polymerase II. Gene Ontology annotation, cellular component: nucleus. The transcript has 12 exons. Lineage: Eukaryota; Metazoa; Chordata; Actinopteri; Carangiformes; Carangidae. The record is from RefSeq and is a predicted model, not a curated record. Bases 88 to 6459 code for a protein of 2123 amino acids.